AUACAAGCAGCUUCCCCUCCACCUCCUAUGAAAGCGGAAGCUUUGAUGCGUUCCCCUGCCGCCUCUUUGUUGCGCCUAUAUAAAUAAACAAGAGCACAAGUUACACAGCCACCCUCAGAGCAUACCAUUCUUCAUUUAUUUUUUCUUGGGAGCUAGAGAAUUAGCCUUCUACUUUCAUUACUUGCAGCAAUUGUUAUUACUCGAGCAAUGGACGCUUCCCAACUAGUCAGCAGCUUAGUCAUACUGCAAAAAGAAUCAUCAAACGCUAACCAAUCCUUUUCUCCAUUGUUUACAAUGGUUCAUCUUGUCCUGUCUGAAUUGAUUUUUAGUAGGUUCAGUAAUCUUCAGAAGUUCUUAGCUAGAUUUUGGUUCUUUCUCCAAUCCCAACUAGGCCUUGGCAACUCAGAACUUUGGGAAGAUGAUGAUGGAAACCAAGACUCUGAGUUAUCAAAGCAAACCCAGGAGUCUUGCUUUGACAACAAGAGACCAGACGAAAGGAGUAUAUGCAGAGAAGAUGUGGAGAUGGUGAUGGAAAACCUGGGACUUUUUUGCAGCAGUGAAAGUGAGGAACUUAAGGAGUGGAUGGGCUCUGAUGAGAUUUCGCAGCUGUUUGAUGAGAAGGAGCCCAGCCUGGAGGAAGUAAAGGAAGCUUUCAAUGUUUUUGACCACAACAGAGAUGGUUUUGUUGAUGCAAGUGAGUUGCAGAGAGUUUUCUACAAAUUGGGAUUGAAGGAAGGACUUCAGCUGGAGAAGUGCAGAAAGAUUAUCAGAACCUUUGAUGAAAAUGGAGAUGGAAGAAUAGAUUUUAAUGAAUUUGUAAAAUUCAUGGAGAAUAGUUUUUGUUGAAUACAGCUUAAUUUGUGAAUUAUUAAUAACACAGCAAACCCAAAAUCCAGCAUUUAUUUU
This is a messenger RNA of Populus trichocarpa (black cottonwood), 906 nucleotides long. RefSeq names its product probable calcium-binding protein CML46. The record is from RefSeq and is a predicted model, not a curated record. NCBI's taxonomy places the organism in Eukaryota, Viridiplantae, Streptophyta, Magnoliopsida, Malpighiales, Salicaceae. The transcript has a single exon. Gene Ontology annotation, molecular function: calcium ion binding. Bases 208 to 846 code for a protein of 212 amino acids.